CCCGCCGCCGCAAAGCGCCGCGCUCCCGGUGCCGCGUUUACGACAGCGCGGGCGGGCGGCGGGGCCGCCGCCAUGUUCGGGACGGCGGCCGAGGAGGACGACGCCGAUUUCCUGUCCCCCGCCAGCGGUGCCAGAUUGGCUUCUCUCUUUGGUCUGGAUCAAACAGUCUCAAGCCAUGGAAAUGAAUUCUUCCAGUACACAGCACCAAAGCAGCCUAAGAAGGGUCAAACAGCAGCUGGUCCAGCAGCCCAGAAGGCUCCUGCAGCUUCAGGAGCACCCUCGGUGUUCGUGGCCACUGCGGUUCAUGCCUACAGAUAUACAAAUGGGCAGUACUUGAAGCAAGGCAAGUAUGGAGCAGCUGUAGUGGGGAACCAUGCCACUAAAGAGUACAGGAUCCUCCUUUACAUCAGCCAGCAGCAACAGAUUGCAACUGCCAGGAUCCAUCCAGGCUUCAUGCUCACGGUUCAACCCAACAAUUACAGUACGUUCUAUGAUGAUCAGAGACAAAACUGGUCCAUCAUGUUUGAGUCAGAAAAGGCAGCAAUGGAUUUCAGUAAACAGGUGUGCAUUGCCAAAUGCAACAGCUCCCCAGUGCUUGAGUCUGUCCUCUGCCAGGAUCUCCUGCUUGGAGAAGGGCAGGGAGUAGAAGGAGGAGACUCUCUGGAGAUCGCCUAUACGGGCUGGCUGUUCCAGAACCACGGGCUUGGGCAGGUGUUUGACUCAAAUGUUAACAAAGACAAGCUGUUGCGGCUAAAGCUGGGAUCUGGAAAGGUCAUCAAGGGCUGGGAAGAAGGAAUGCAAGGGAUGAAGAAAGGAGGCCGAAGGUUCCUGAUCAUCCCUCCAGCCUGGGCCUAUGGGGCUCAAGGUGUGACUGGUCGUGUCCCCCCAGACUCAACUCUAGUGUUUGAGGUGGAGGUGAGGAGGGUGAAGCUGUUAAAGGAAUGUUCUGGAUCUGAUGGACAGAGUGUUAGCUCAAGGGAUUCUCCUGCACCUUCUCCAGUACCCAGUUCAGAUGGCUUCUCUGCAGACACUGGUUUAUUGCCUCCAACUACCAUACCUCCAAAGCCUGGGGAGCCAGCUGUUCGGGCCAAGUCAAACUCCAUCAGUGAACAGCUAGCAAACCCAGAUGUAGCCAAGGCAAAGCUGAUUUCUCGGAUGGCUAAGAUGGGGCAGCCCAUGCUGCCUUUCCUCGCCGGGACAGCGGGUGGGCAGCUUGACUCCAGUGACUCAGAAAUAGAGGAUCCAAAUACACUGAGAGGGACAGCACAACCAGUGUCUUCAUCUUCCAUGAGACCAUCCCAGCCAGCUCAUGCUGUGCUGCCCACGGUGUCAGCACAAGUACCUCAGGCAUCUGGUUCUGCACCUCCAGUAUCUUCUGCUGCUUUAAUCCCUGCAACAAUCCAGCCCCACUCAGCUCUGCCUGGAGGAUCACAGGGCUUUCAGGCGUAUCCAGGAGUGGCAUUUGCUUAUCCCCAAACUGCUGCAUCUGCUUCUCAGCUCCAGCCUGUGGGACAGAUGUAUCCUGCACCUUACCAAGCACCCGGGGAUGUUACUUCUUUUUUGAUGACAGAAGCUCGGCAGCACAACACUGAGAUCCGAAUGGCUGUGAGCAAAGUAGUAGAUAAAAUGGAUCAUCUGGCUGCCAAGGUGGAGGAGUUGAGGAAACAAAGCACUGGUAACAGCUCCCUGCUGCCUGGUAUCUCCUCUGUUACUAUGGAAGCCUCCAUGAUCAUGAGCAAUAUCCAGCGCAUAAUCCAGGAGAAUGAGAGGCUGAAGCAAGAGAUAUUUGAGAAGAGCAGUCGGAUUGAGGAGCAGAAUGAGAAGAUCAGCGAGUUGAUUGAGAGGAAUCAGAGGUAUGUUGAGCAAAGUAACUUGCUGAUGGAGCAGAGGAACCAUUCGCUGCAAACAACAAAUGAGAACACACAGGCAAGAGUGUUGCAUGCAGAACAGGAGAAGCGCAUGCUGCCAGUGGAUCGGGGCUGGGACCAGGCCAAAGUUGCAGAGGAGUUGGCAGGUGCCACAGCACAGGUUUCCCAGCUGCAGCUGGAGCUGACUGCCCACCAGAAGAAAGAGAUGGAGCUACGGAAGCAGCUUUCUGCUGCCUUGCAGGAGGCGGAGCGGCACGAGGCGCAGCUCAACCGGCUGCAGGCGCAGUUAGCAGAGCUCCAAGAAGCCUCUGAGGACACUCAGACUAGGUUCAAAGCUGAGAAGCAGAGCCGCAAGCAGCUGGACAUGAAGAUUGCAGCACUGGAAGAAGAGCUGACUGACCUCAAAGUGGAAAAGGAGACUCUGGAAAAGAAUCUUGCAGAGAGGAAGAAGAAAUCCCUGUCGGAGCGAGCUCAGGCGGAGGAGGAGAUGGAAGAAACACGCAGAUCUUACCAGCAGGAGCUGGACAAGCUCAGACAAUUGCUGAAAAAGGCACGGACUUCAACUGACCAGGCAGCAGCAGAGCAGCUGUCCCUCCUCCAGGCAGAGCUGGAAUCCCAGUGGGAAGCCAAGUGUGAACGUGCAGUUGCCUCGGCCGAGGAGCAGCACGUUAGACAGUACCAGGAGGUGUGUGAGCAGAGGGAUUCCCUGCAGCAACAGGUGUCCCAGCUGGAAGAGAAGCUUGCAGUUCUGAAACACUCAAAAAAAGCAGAGGAACAGAAAUUGUCUGAGUUUCAGCAACGUUUGGAGCAACUGGAGCCUAUCCAAGAGAAGUGUUCAGCCCUGCAGGCAGAGCUGGGGGUGCUGAGGGCUCACUAUGAGGAGCGCAUCAGAGGCCUGCAGAGGGAUCAGGAUGGAUCUUCACCUGCAGACUUCACAGAAGAAGUAAAGAAGAUAAUGAACAGUGUGUUUCAGUCUCUUCGGGGUGAAUUUGAGCUGGAAGAGACCUACAGUGGCAGGACAGUUCUGAGUGUUGUCAUGAACACCAUUAAGACUGUAACACUGCAGCUACUGAACAGGCAGCAGGAGAAACCAGAUCAUGACAGUAAAAAGGAGGAAUCUGGAACAGGAGCAGUGAGACAAGAGGGAUCACCUGGAACAAAGGAAGACCACAAAGAACCCAGCCCAGCACAGAGCAUUGCAUUCCCAGCGGAUUCUGGGGCAGUGACCACAGGCUCCGUGGUGUCUGACCAGGAAGACCCGUCUACUCCUCUGUCUGACAGGCCCAGAACUCCUGAGGAAGAGCAGGAGACACAGAGCAGUGGGUUGUUAGAAGAUGAGAAGGUCAAGAAAGAGCAUCUCUCUUCCGGAGCUGACUCUUGCCUGGAUCCUGAUAAGGGGCCUGUGCUUGCAGGACAUCCUGUUCCUGGGGUGGAUGAGGACCUUGUCCCAGCUGAGCAGGAGAGCAGUCCCAUCAGGAAAGCUGAGACUGAACACAGUCCCUUCAGAGUAUCUUUGCAGGCAGAAGUCACAGAACCUUCUGUUCUAGAAGCCAAGGCAGGAGAAGCAGAUGUGGCAGUGCUUCCAGGAAAGCCAGCUGUGGAGCAGAAGACAGAGGAGCCUGUGGGAGCUUUAGAGCCCCCUCCCUUAAACGGUGAGGGGGGACACUGCACAGACCCAUCAGAUGGAGCCACCUCCCAGGAGGAGCCUGCUUCAGUAUCCAGCACAGCAGAGCAGAGCUCAGCCAUCAUUGGAGAGACACCAGGACAGCAGGGACUGGGCUCCACCCCCAGGGAAAAAGAUUCCAGCCUCUUUGAGGAUGACAACUUCUUUGAAACAGCAUCUCCUAAACCUCUGAAGCCUCGAGUUCCCUCUGAAGAGGAGGAUGAGGAGGAAGUGAGCAUGAAGGGGCGUCCCCCCCCGGCGCCGCUCUUCGGUGAUGAUGACGAUGAUGAUCUGGACUGGCUGGGAUGAAGAGUUGCCUGGUGAGCUUGAGAGGCCUCUCCUCUGGGCAUGGCCCUUUCCUGGGCACUCAGCACUUAACGAGCUGCCCACAUGGGACAGUUGGGAACAACCAGGGACUUCCCAGGCUCUCGUGCUGUGGACUGACAGGCCCUGAGAGCAAGUGGCUCUUUUUGCACUCAUGGGCACUCAGACCCAUUGCUCUGACCUGACACCAUGUGCAGAGGUUGGGGAUGAGCUGAAGGAACCAGCCAGUCUGACUGCACGUUUGUAUCACUGCCCUUCUGUGAAACCCUUGAUUCAUUAAUCUGAAACUUUAUGCAAAUAAGAACUUUGUCAAGUGCUUCAGAACAACAAGUCUGGCAGGACCCUGCAGUAGGUAACUACAUUAAAAAAAAAGGGGGGGAGGGUGCAAAAAACAGACUAGAAUAUCUCUCCUUUCCCAGUGAAGAUUCCUGGUAGUUCCCAGGGGCUCUUCACUGGCUUGUCAGCAGGUAUUAGCACAUGCAAUGGGAGAGUGGACCAAGAGGCCCUGGCAGGUGUUUCCUGUGAGCCAGUGGGGGCACAGGCAGCUUGGGGGACCCCCAGGGCUGUGGGGUGGGGUGGGUGCCCCUGCGUGUUUAGACCUGUGGUGCUGGCUGCCCCCCCCCAGCAGCACUGCCAGGCCAGGCUCCAAGCCCAGGUGGAGCACCCAGUCAUUGCUGCUGGGAGAAGCCAAAUCCCCAGCUGGGCUUCCUGCAGGACCCCGAGGCUGAUGGAGGCCUCACAGAAAUGUUUGCACUGUGCUGCCAGCUCCUCUCUUCACACACAGGUCUGAGGUCUUGGGGGUUUUGCUGGGUUGUGCUUCAGUGGCAGGGAAAGCAGCAGUGCAGGUGUGAGCAGUGCAGAUGUGCUGUGUGCUCCUUGUCUCUACACAGCUGGGGGCAGCCACACCCCUCUCCUGUGCCCUGGUCUCUGCUGCUGCUUGAAGCACCACUUAGUGAUGGGGGGGGGGUAGAUACAGCCUGUCCUCACCAGGGCUCUGCCAGGCACCCAGGGGCUUGGGGUGUCACUUUUCAGGCUAAGUGGACCAAAAGGGGAAGCUGUGAGGAGGGACAGCUGGGCAACCCCCUGGAUUGCUUAUAGCCCUCCUGCUUCUGCCCGGACUGGCACUAACACAACUUGAAAGUAUGAGCAGUUCUUAGGAUCUCAAAACAAACCCCAGCCCCUCCUUUAGUUAAUACCGAGGAAGUGCUUAAAAUUAUUGCGCCAUAAUUGAGUUUUCUACAACUGCCUCCUAAUGUAUCUGAGCUGAAUUUCAUCUGUGUCCUCCUAAAUGGGGUUUUCUGGGGAGGUGGGGGAGGUGAAGCACUAGGCAUUCCUGUAGUGACAGUUCCCUGCCCACUCGGUGGACAAAUUGCCACAUGCAGCCAAAAUUGUGGGUGAGACUGAAGCCUGGGACAGAGCUGACCUGCUGCUGAGCUGCAGAGCUGGUCCCUCAGGGGGAGCUCAACUGGGCUUUCCUGGGGAGCUGCUCCAGAGGUCCAAGCAUCAAGUGGUUACUCAGUGCUGAGUUUUGAUGGUGGGUGAACCCUGAUCUCCCGGGGCUCCCCUGGGCUGCUCUGAGGGUGGGUGCCCUGGCCUGGCCUCUGGACCCCACCCAGUGUCCUGUGGAGGUCGUUGCUAAUACUAACAAAUUCCACGUCUUGUUUCCUGUUACAGAUAGGCAACCUGAGGGGUUUGAGUUUCACUUCUUAAAAAAUAAAGUGCAAUUAAACCUGUA
Messenger RNA from Apus apus (common swift), 5590 nucleotides. RefSeq names its product FKBP prolyl isomerase family member 15 (gene FKBP15). Gene Ontology annotation, cellular component: growth cone. The record is from RefSeq and is a predicted model, not a curated record. Lineage: Eukaryota; Metazoa; Chordata; Aves; Apodiformes; Apodidae. Gene Ontology annotation, molecular function: peptidyl-prolyl cis-trans isomerase activity.